This is a messenger RNA of Suillus subalutaceus, 1417 nucleotides long. Its product is annotated as RNA polymerase Rpc34. NCBI's taxonomy places the organism in Eukaryota, Fungi, Basidiomycota, Agaricomycetes, Boletales, Suillaceae. Gene Ontology annotation, biological process: transcription by RNA polymerase III. The coding region runs from base 45 to 1316 and encodes 423 amino acids. Gene Ontology annotation, cellular component: RNA polymerase III complex. The transcript is spliced from 9 exons. The record is from RefSeq and is a predicted model, not a curated record.
CUCGACUACCUGAUCGAUCAUCGAUAGUAUCUACUCUCCCCACCAUGAGCGGGCGAAAACUCAAUCCCGAAGAGCAAAAGCUCCACCAAGCUGCGCUUUCCAGCACAGACAAGGUUUUAACGUCAAAACAAGCUGAAAAGAUAAUCCCUGAUAUGGCCGCACGUACCGCAGCCAUUAACUUUCUCCUGGGAGCCGGCAUGCUCAAAGUCCUGUCCAACGCGGCAGGUAUUAUUUCGUUCCGAGCCGUAAUGAAAAAGGAGAUAGAAGUGAAAAAAGAUAUGAGCGGUGAAGAAGCCAUGGUGCUCGGUCAUAUCCAAGCUUCCGCAAACGAAGGAAUAUGGACCAAACACUUAAAGACCAAAACCGAACUGCACCAAACCGUCAUCGACAGGUGCCUCAAAUCACUCGUUCAGAAGCAGCUCGUGAAGGCUAUCAAAGCCGUCAAGCACCCAACGCGCAAGAUCUAUAUGCUUGCGCACCUAGAACCUUCAGUCGAACUUACAGGUGGGCCAUGGUACACCGACAACGAACUCGACACGGAAUUUAUUAAGCUCCUCUCAACCGCAUGUCUGCAUUACAUCCGUGACCGUUCCUUCCCCAAACAAAGCUCCAAAGCCUCCUCCCAAAACGAACACAGACUCUACUCCAUAAGCGCCGCACCCACCUACCCAUCUGCUCAGCACAUCCAACAUUUUCUAAGUAAAAGCAAGCUGACGGAGACGCAAUUGGGCGUCGAACAUGUCGAAAUGCUUUUGAGAGUACUGGAGUUGGAUGGGGAAAUUGAGAAGUUACCCGCAUUCACAAUGCCGUGGGACGCUACAGUCGACUCCGACAAUGCAACUUCUUCAGACUCGGACUCGGACUCAAGCUCGGACUCAGACUCGGACUCGGACUCGGAAUCAGACUCAGCUACUCGCAAGAAACGUAAACGCAGCUCGUCCAAAAAGAAGAAGAAAUCCAAAUCCAAAACGCGAAAACGGCGUCGUACGGAUAGUUCCAGUGACAGCGGCGAUGACGACGAGUCUGAAGAAGAGGAGCGGCCGAAACGAAAGAGGAAGAAGGAAGAGAACGAGAGUAAGGGGAAAAGGAAGAAGCGGGAUGAAUCAUCUGACGAUGAUUCUGAAUCCGAAUCCGAAUCCGACGAUCAUGACAAUAUCAACAUCGGAGGUGCUUUCGUCUACCGAGCCAUCCGCCAAGAACGAGUAGCGCUGGGUUGGUCCCAAGCUCCAUGCGGUAGAUGUCCAGUAUUCGACUUCUGUCGCGACAAGGGGACCUACGAACCCACAAGACUGCAUGUAUUACGAGGGUUGGCUUAAUUUUAAGCUUGGGUACUGGCGAAGAGGCCCCAUAGUUUAUAAAUUUUCACGAUGUAAAUAAUAGUUAUUUUACAUUUCUGCAGCGAUAUAGCACACCUUCA